AUGAUUUGUCAACAACAUCUACCAAUUAUUGCUAAUCGAAUUGUUCAUUUUAGUCUUUCUGAGCAUGAAGAAACUCCAACACAAAUAAAUCUAUUUUAUUCUUAUUUUCCAUCAUUCAAUAAAUUUAUUCAGUUGCGAUCACUUUUACUCUACGGUAUUCGAUCAUAUAUAAUACUAGUAAAGAUUACAGAUGAAUGUCAUCAGCUUCAUAAUUUAACUCAUUUAAACUUUUACAAUUGUUCUUUGGAAGAUAAUCAAGUUGAUUUACAAUUACUUGUCAACAAUAUUUGGAGUUUGUCUAAACUUGUUCACUGUAAUUUUAGUAUUGAUAUCAAAGGAAGAAAGUUUUUUCAUAUGCCAACAAAACUCUCUUCAUCUCUCGAACGUCUAUUUAUAUAUGGAAGUGUAGUCAAAAUGAAUGAGUUAAACCAAUUGUUUGAAUAUACAUAUCGUCUUAAAAGUCUUUCGAUAAAUGUCGAAUUCGAUGAUAAUAAUUAUAAAUAUAUACUAUCUCCUUUUCCAACAUUAAUUGAAUUACAUAUCAGUGGUUCUCAGCGAAUAGUCGCCUCGAAAAUGAUUUCUUUAUUACAAAACACACCUAAUUUACGCCGUUUGAGCGUUAGUUUAUGGUCUAAUUUUAUCGAUGGUCAUCAAUGGGAACAAAUCAUUCGUAACUACUUGCCAGAGCUCAACGCAUUUCGACUUGGAAUGCAAGCGACACUGUCUUUCGAUCAUAAUAUAAAAGAACAAGUCGAUGAAUUGGUUAAUUCAUUCCGAAGCUCAUUUUGGAUUGAUGAGCAUCAAUGGUUUGUUCGAUGUAUUACCCAAAAGAGAACUGUUCAUCUUUAUACUUCAUCUAAAGUAUUUUAUAACUAUGACAGUGCAUUUUUUGACUCAUUUAGAUCAACUGAUCCACAGGACAAUCAACAAAAGUUUUAUAACAACAUGACUAGCAUUGUAAAUGAAACAUAUUUUGACCAAUCAAUUCCUCCGUACAUUCGUUUGCCUAAUAUUGAAUAUCUUUGGAUAAAAUUACCUAUCAAUGAUCGGUUUUGGUCCAUUGUUCCAAGUUUAAAUCGUCUGAAAUCACUGACAGUCGUAUCUUAUAUUGAUACAUUCCAAUCUCAAUUAAAAGCUUUACUUGAUCAAGCAUCUUGUCUGCGUCGACUAUGCAUCAUUCAGGAUGCAUCGUUACAUUCACAAAUGUUAUUAUUUCGAUGUACAAAUCCAUCAAUUCGUCAACUCGAUUUACGAGACUAUAAUCAUUAUUUCAAUAAAGAAGAAUGUAUCAGAUUGAGUCAUUCAUCAUUAGGUAGUCAAUGUCAAGUUCUUUCUAUCAUGAUUAAUAAUCGUCAAAGUAUUAUUUAUUUUGUCAAAAAAAUAAUCAAUCUCCGUUCAUUAAAUGUUCGAUGCGAAGAUGGAAAAUGCCAUGAACAAUUAGCACUAGUUAAGAAUGACAAUGAUAAAUAUCUUGACAAAAAAAUGCAAAACAAAGAUGAUCUUAUUCAAUGGUUAAAAGACCAUUUGCCAUCAACAUGUUUGAUUGUAAGAAAUCCAGACUUGGUUAAAUAUAUUCUGAUUUGGAUUUGA
Molecule: messenger RNA, 1590 nt
Organism: Rotaria sp. Silwood1
Lineage: Eukaryota; Metazoa; Rotifera; Eurotatoria; Philodinida; Philodinidae
Source: the annotation of a GenBank genome assembly